GCCGGGAAAUAUCUGGCGCGGCAGCCCUCCUCUGAUAAAUACCCCUCUCUCUUCUCCACCCUUAUCUUCAUUCACUCCUCCCCCUCUCUAUCUCUCGGCCCUGCAACUAUGGCUUCUCUAUUUUCUGGUACGCCUCUUUCUGAAGCCCUAGUAUCCUCUUCUCUCUCUCUCUCCAACCGUCGUUCUCCUCCUGCGGCUCUGUUGACUUCCCGUCUCCCCUUGUCUCCCGACUCCCCCUUGGAACUCCGGGUCCCACUGUUCGCAUGUCCCGAGCCUGUUCAUCCCGGCUUCCAACGCUCCGGACCGGCGUUCGUGCGGCGGCCGGAAGCGGAGAUUACUCGUCGAGGAGGAGCGGCGGGAGCAACGAGCCUAGGGAGACUAUCCUACUGCCAGGUUGCGAUUACAACCACUGGCUCAUCGUGAUGGAGUUCCCUAAGGAUCCCGCUCCCACGAGGGAGCAGAUGAUCCAGACUUACCUUGAUACUCUUGCUACCGUUCUCGGAAGCAUGGAAGAGGCAAAAAAGAACAUGUAUGCCUUCAGUACUACUACUUAUACCGGGUUUCAAUGCACUGUUGAUGAAGAAACAUCAGAGAAAUUUAAAGGAUUGCCUGGUGUGCUCUGGGUUUUGCCAGAUUCAUACAUCGAUGUCAAGAACAAGGACUAUGGUGGUGAUAAAUACAUAAACGGUGAAAUAAUUCCUUGUAAGUACCCCACGUACCAGCCUAAGCAACGAAGUGGGUCAAAGUAUGAGAGCAGGAGAUACGUGAGGCGGAGGGACAAUGCUCCUCCUCCAGAACAAAGAAAAUCUGUGCAGACUGCAGCCCAGACAGAUUCAUCAUCUGAAUAAGAUAAUCAGGCUUCUCACUGUCUUCAAUUAGAGUGGCUACACAAUUUCUGAGUUUUCUGGGGAUGACGAUAUUUUUGGACCACUGGAAUUCUAACUGGAACCUUCAGCGCGUGGAUAAAAAAGUAAUAUAGUUGGCUGUAGGGAUUGUCAUGCCCACGAGUCAGUGAUGGAAUUAGUCAGUGGAAUUCAAAUGGUAUUGUAUUUUACUCCCUCUUGUGCUUGCCAUGUCGCAUGUUGUCAGCAAGAGCAUUACCCUUGAGCAAGAUUUGUAAAGUUCUAAGCUUCAAUAUCUGUGUUCUUGCUCGUUUGAUGAUCA
Molecule: messenger RNA, 1164 nt
Organism: Nymphaea colorata (pocket water lily)
Lineage: Eukaryota; Viridiplantae; Streptophyta; Magnoliopsida; Nymphaeales; Nymphaeaceae
Product: multiple organellar RNA editing factor 9, chloroplastic
Exons: 5
Coding region: 264-848 (194 amino acids)
Biological process (GO): chloroplast RNA modification; cytidine to uridine editing
Cellular component (GO): chloroplast
Source: RefSeq, a predicted model, not a curated record